Bicyclus anynana (squinting bush brown) is the source of this 2416-nucleotide messenger RNA. RefSeq names its product glycosaminoglycan xylosylkinase homolog. The record is from RefSeq and is a predicted model, not a curated record. Gene Ontology annotation, cellular component: Golgi apparatus. Gene Ontology annotation, molecular function: phosphotransferase activity, alcohol group as acceptor. Lineage: Eukaryota; Metazoa; Arthropoda; Insecta; Lepidoptera; Nymphalidae. Gene Ontology annotation, biological process: protein phosphorylation. The transcript is spliced from 6 exons. Bases 403 to 1683 code for a protein of 426 amino acids.
UCAACUGUCUUGAAAUAAAGUCAAAUGUCAAUAACAUUUGAUUAUUUUGAAAUCCGAAUAUCGAAAUUCGAAAAUGUCCUCGAACAACAAGUUUCUAGUAGUACAAUAAAACUAAACUGUAUUUUAUUUUAAUAUGUCUAACAAUGUAUAAUUUAGUAUGUAUUUCAAUAGCCUAAAAGCUUCUACGACAAUUAUGGCCCAUGUACUGGUGAAAAUAUAAUUUUCAUCAAAAUUCUCGUUUUAAUGAUUACAUAAAUCAUUAGGUACCGCUUAAUUAUAAUUGUAUACCUUUUUUUAUCUCAAACUAGCCAUACUACCAUGUUAACAUAAUAUUAAAUAUCUUAGGACAGGGUAAACGUGUGAGUGCAACUUUAUUUAUUUAUUCUUCUUCAUGUGUAACUCAUGAUGUCUAUGAAUUAUGCUUUCGGAUUUUCAUUAUUUCUACUCGUUCUUGUGGCCCUAAAUAUUUAUUUUUUCUACACCCUUAACACUGUGGGAGCAAGGUCUCCUAAAUUCAAUGUGCCAAGUAUGAAGUUAGAUUUAACCUCUAGUGUUUUUAAAGACAUUUACGAUUAUCUGAACUAUUUGCCCAGUAAUUACAAAAUCAAAAAUCCUAAAUUUCUACCUAUACAGAACAAUCUUUUAGCAUCAUUCAAUUCUAGUCACAAUAUUAAUAAUCAAGAUGUGUGGAGUGAAACAGAGAAUUGGAGUAGUGAAGAGUCCUUGUUUCCUCACACAAAUGGUGCUCCUGGUAGAAUAUUACAAGCCAUACAAACCUCACAGAUAGCAUUGGUUGACAAUGCCCCUAAAGGAACACAAUUGAAGCUAUUGUUGCUACUUGAAGGUAAGCAAAAGAUAUAUUUUAAGCCCAAGCGUUACGACUUGGACCAUGUAAUCAUUGGGAACAUCUAUGGAGGAUUCGAUCGCCACAACUCUGAAGUGUUUGCCUAUUACUUAGCAAUGGUGUUGAACUUUAGAUGGAUCCCACCUUCAGUUAUAAGACGCAUACAUAUACAUAAGGACAUAAUGCCGGUUGCUACUGCAGGGUUAAAACGGACUAUGGUAAAAAAUGAGAGUGGCUCACUGUGCAUCUAUGGCAAAUGCUUUUACUGUAAAGUAAAUGAAACUGUAUGUCCUGACAGUAAAGGUGAAAUUGAAGGAGCAGCGAUCCUAUAUUUGGACAGACAGUUUAAAAUACACAAGUCACCCUGGAAAAGGUCUUACAGCACCAAAAAAAUGGAAUGGGAAACUGAUAAUGACUUUUGUAAGAAAGUAAAAGGAGCAUUAAGUACAAAGAGGUUACUCAAUUUGAUAGAUGUCGCUAUUUUCGAUUUUCUGAUUCAAAAUGGCGACAGACAUCGUUAUGAAGUGUACAAGGAUCAAAUCGUAUUACUGGACAACGGGAAAGGGCUGGGAAAUGCUAUGGUCGACGAGUUAGAUAUUUUAGCACCACUCUACCAAUGUUGUAUACUAUCAACUUCAACUUGGCAGAAAUUAGAAAUGCUUUCUGGGGGUAGUUUAACAGAAACAAUAAAAAAAUUAGGCGCCCUUAGAAAUGACAAGUUGGCGACAGAAGAACAUUUUAAAGCUGUGGAACGAAGAUUACUGAAAGUGUUUGCCACUGUACAGUAUUGUAUUGGUAAACAUGGAAGAUCGAAAGUGUUUCAAAAUGGAUUAUUUUAGUUUUAUACACCUUAAUAUAUAAACAAAAAUAUAAAUACAUGGUGAUUUUUAGAGGUUGAUCUCUCGCGGCGCAAUAAGGUUAUUUCUCGGGUUUUACUAUCAACUGAGGACCUUAAUAUUAGAGUCAUAAGAUCCACAAUUGUUCGGCAAAUAUUAAAUGCUUACAAACUUAUUUCUUAUCAUCAAGGACCAUUUACUUUCACCCUGGAUAAUGUAAAAUCUUACAUGGCAUCAAUUAUUUGCCUGUAAGCUCCUAUGCAUGACAGGGUUUUGGCAACACUACUGUACAAUUAAAUUUAAAUCAAAUCAAAACUUAUAUAUUUCAAUCAGGUUUUGUUUACAAGUACUUUUGAAACGUACAUUAUGUACCUAAUGAUUUGAUGGUGAUAAUUAAACUCGAAAACUUGAAAUUAAAGUUUAAAAUAUUAUAGCAGACGCCCUGCGUAGUUCCCGUUCCCGUGGGAAUAAACUAUGUUAUUCGCUGAUAAUCAAAUGUUACCUCUUUAUAUUAGUAUAGCUAAAUAAUUUAUUCUAGACCGAUUGUAUCGUCAAUAUAUAAUCACUUCGCGGCGCGAUCAACCAUAAGAAAAUCACCUUGUAUGUGUAUACAAGCAUUUUGUACCUAUUGUUAAAAAUGACGGUUUUAGUGAGAUAAAAAUAGUAAGAUUUGUCAUAUUUUGUGCCAGUGCCUAAGAGUAAAGUGGUAAAAUUAAUAACCAAGUGUAAAAAUUUA